CUCUCGCUUCCAGCUGUGGGUGGCGCUAGGCAGCUUCAGCCGGACCGGGUAGGGGUCCUCGCUCGCUAGCUUGCUGUUUCUCGGAGAAGCUCCCGAGUGUCCGGCCUAGAGGCCAUGAGAAGGCAGUGGGGGUCUGCCAUGAGGGCGGCCGAGCAGGCGGGCUGCAUGGUGAGCGCCUCCCGGGCCGGACAGCCCGAGGCGGGCCCGUGGAGCUGCAGCGGGGUAAUCCUGAGCCGUAGCCCGGGCCUGGUGCUUUGCCACGGGGGCAUCUUCGUCCCCUUCCUGCGAGCUGGCAGCGAAGUCCUGACCGCGGCCGGCGCCGUCUUCCUGCCUGGCGACAGUUGCAGGGACGACCUGCGCCUGCACGUGCAGUGGGCCCCAACGGCCGCGGGUCCCGGGGGCGGCGCGGAGCGGGGCCGCCCAGGGCUGUGCACGCCCCAGUGCGCGAGCCUCGAGCCCGGCCCACCUGCCCCGUCCCGCGGGCGUCCCCUGCAGCCCCGGCUUCCUGCUGAGCUGCUGCUGCUGCUGAGCUGCCCGGCCUUCUGGGCCCACUUCGCGCGCCUCUUCGGGGACGAGGCAGCGGAACAGUGGCGCUUCUCGAGCGCGGCGCGGGAUGACGAAGUGUCGGAGGACGAGGAGGCGGAUCAACUGAGAGCGCUGGGCUGGUUUGCGCUGCUGGGCGUGCGGCUAGGCCAGGAGGAGGUGGAGGAGGAGCGCGGGCCAGCCAUGGCGGUGUCGCCUCUCGGGGCCGUGCCCAAGGGUGCGCCAUUGCUGGUCUGCGGCUCCCCUUUCGGCGCCUUCUGCCCCGACAUCUUUCUCAACACGCUGAGCUGCGGGGUGCUCAGCAACGUGGCCGGCCCACUGCUGCUUACCGACGCACGCUGCCUGCCCGGCACCGAGGGCGGCGGCGUGUUCACCGCGCGGCCCGCGGGGGCGCUGGUGGCGCUGGUGGUGGCGCCGCUCUGUUGGAAGGCCGGCGAAUGGGUGGGCUUCACGCUGCUCUGCGCCGCCGCCCCCCUUUUCCGCGCCGCCCGCGACGCGCUUCACCGCCUGCCGCACAGCACCGCUGCCCUGGCCGCCCUUCUGCCGCCAGAGGUGGGCGUCCCGUGGGGUCUGCCCCUCCGAGACUCCGGGCCCCUGUGGGCAGCCGCGGCAGUGUUGGUGGAGUGCGGCACCGUAUGGGGCUCCGGAGUGGCUGUGGCACCCCGCCUUGUAGUGACCUGUCGGCACGUGUCCCCUCGGGAAGCAGCCAGGGUCCUGGUGCGCUCCACCACCCCCAAGAGUGUGGCCAUCUGGGGCCGUGUGGUAUUUGCCACUCAGGAGACAUGUCCCUAUGACAUAGCAGUGGUGAGCCUGGAGGAGGACCUGGAUGAUGUCCCCAUCCCUGUGCCCGCUGAGCACUUCCAUGAAGGCGAGGCUGUGAGUGUGGUGGGCUUUGGCGUCUUUGGCCAGUCUUGCGGGCCCUCGGUGACCUCAGGCAUCCUUUCGGCUGUGGUGCAGGUGAAUGGCACGCCCGUAAUGCUGCAGACCACGUGUGCUGUGCACAGCGGCUCCAGUGGGGGACCCCUCUUCUCCAACCACUCAGGAAACCUCCUUGGCAUAAUCACCAGCAACACCCGGGACAAUAAUACGGGGGCCACCUACCCCCACCUGAACUUCAGCAUUCCCAUCACGGUGCUCCAGCCGGCCCUGCAGCAGUACAGCCAGACCCAAGACCUAGGUGGCCUCCGUGAGCUGGACCGCGCUGCUGAGCCAGUCAGGGUGGUGUGGCGGUUGCAGCGGCCCCUGGCAGAGGCCCCGCGGAGCAAGCUCUGAGGCUGUGUUACCACCUUUGGAAAGAAGAGUGACCUUUUUCUGCUGUAGGAAGUGAUGUUGAGGUGACGGUGGCCUCAGGAUUCAGGGCCCAGCCCCUGCAGGGGCCCAGGCUGCCUCUCAUCUCCACCCACUGACUGCAGACUGGGCUUUGGGCUCUGGGGCAAACUUCUCUUCAGCCCCAUGGAUCCUUAACCUGGCAGCCCGUUUUGGGGUGCUUUCUUGAGCCCCCAGUUCUCUGUCCCCUAGCACUAGACUCAGCUGUAUUGUUUUUCCUUCUGGGGAGCCCACUCCAACUGCACAGAAGUUCUGGGCCUGACAGGUAGAUUCCAGCUGGAAGGCAGGCCCGUGCCUGGUUUUGCGUCUGUUCCCCUGAGGGCCAUCGUCAUCCUGGAGCUUCAAUGGGGCCUUGGCUCCUGUCUGCCUCUCAGUCAGAGUCAGGGCUGACAAAGGACUCAGCUUCCUUAGCAUCUCAGCAGAAACCUUGCUCUGAAGACCAGAGACAGAAGGGACAGAAACAGGAGUGCCUCCUGCUGUGCCAGGCCCAUGGGCAGUGCAGGCAGAUCCCUGAAGGUCAGCACUCCUGGGUCUUCAUAUGCCAACAGGGGCGCUCUUGACACUGUGCCUUCAUUUUCCAGCCCACAGCCUGGGUCUCAGGGAUCUUGAGGGGUAGAACAUGUCUGGUUGGGGCUUGGGAAUAAACAUGAUCUAUUGAAAAACCUCUGUAUUUAUAUAUCAAAUUGUUUCUUUUUUUCAGGAGUUGAACUGGGAAUAGGCAAGUACCAGGCAAAGAAACACACCCUUUCCUUUUUUUUUUUUUUUUUUCUUUAGAGCUGUGGUCUUGCUCUCUCACCCAGGCUGGAGUGCAGUGUUGCGAUCACAGCUCACUGCAGCCUCAAACUCCUGGGCUCCAGGAGACCUCCUGCCUCAGCCUCCUGAAUAGCUGGGACUACAGUCGCGCACCACCACGCCUGGCUAAUUUUUUAUUUUUGUAGAAAUGGGGUAUUGCUUUGUUGCCCGUGCUGGCUUCAGCCUUCUGGUUUCAAGCAGUCCUCCUGCCUCAGCUUCCCAAAGUGCUGGGAUUACAGGUGUGAGCCACUGUGCCCAACCCAGAAAUACACCCUUUCUGUGCUGUUUUCUCAGCAGGGUGUGAGCUCACGGGAUACGGUCCUGCCAGACUGGCCCUCAUAGCUGGUCAUGUGCCAGUCAGAGCUGGGUGGGGCUUGCAGGUCCCGGAAGGUGGUGGUCUUGACCUGGCAGCAGAUGCUUAAAGAAUGCCUAAGGUGGGUGGCAGUUGGGGAGUUCAAGGGUGAAUGAGGCCAGGGCAGCCCCCAGGAGCUGAGGCCAACUCUUUGAGUCAGGACUGUGCCGUGUGCCCAGGGCCUUGCAUGUGUGGGCCCUCGAGUGAUUUCUACUGGCAGGCUGAAAGCCCUGUGAGGGGCGGCUGUGGGCGGAGGCCACGCAGGAAGAGUGCUUAGGAGUAACUUGUUUCUAACACCUGUGUGCUGAGUGCCAAUGCUGGGUGUGGUGUUAUGAUAUAUAUUGGUUUUCAUCCAGCAUUCCUGACUCGUAACUCUCAUAGUCCUUGUUCCAGUCUUUGUUAGAAUACUGGGUAUGUUAGGGCUUGGGACAGGCCUCUGACCUCUGGGUAUCCUUUCACUAAUGUUCGCCCACCUUUUUCACAGUGGGUCCUAAAGACCUUCCCAUGAGAGGGUCUCAAUCCUAGGGGAAGGAAUGUUGAUGUCAUGAACCUUCCAUAAAAACCCAAGAGGACAGGGUUCAGAGAGCUUCUGGAUAGCUGAACACCUGGCACUUCCUGGAGUGUGGCGUGCCCAGGGAGGGCACGGAAGCUCUGCACUCCUUCCCCUUCCCUCAUUCCUUGCUCUAUGUGCAUCUCUUCAUCUGUAUCCUUUGCGAUAUCCUUUAUAAUAAACCGGUAAACAUAA
This is a messenger RNA of Homo sapiens (human), 3758 nucleotides long. RefSeq names its product trypsin like peroxisomal matrix peptidase 1 (gene TYSND1). Lineage: Eukaryota; Metazoa; Chordata; Mammalia; Primates; Hominidae. Gene Ontology annotation, biological process: protein processing. Bases 115 to 1815 code for a protein of 566 amino acids. Gene Ontology annotation, cellular component: peroxisome; peroxisomal matrix. The transcript has 4 exons. Gene Ontology annotation, molecular function: serine-type endopeptidase activity. The record is from RefSeq and is marked reviewed.